Molecule: messenger RNA, 3454 nt
Organism: Sycon ciliatum
Lineage: Eukaryota; Metazoa; Porifera; Calcarea; Leucosolenida; Sycettidae
Exons: 14
Coding region: 16-3006 (996 amino acids)
Source: RefSeq, a predicted model, not a curated record
AAUGCUAACCUGGCCAUGGCUCGUCGUCGAGGCACUCGCCCCUCCCUGACUACAACCACACGUGUCGGACUGGGCUCCAGCCUCGAAGAGCCCAUGUGUACGCCGUCCGGGGCAACCUCGUCGUCGUCGGGCCUGUGCGGGCCAGCGGCAGUGAGCGCCAUCUCGUCGGCCAUCUUGAAAAAGAAGGAGAUCAUCUCGCGCUCCGUCGACAAGGUGAUGAAAAAGGUGGAGUCAAAGAAGAAAGAACUUCAGAUGCCGACGGCGCAUGUGAAGCGCAGUUCGUCCGAUACCUCGUUGCAUUCUGGCAUCCAUCUAAAGGAUAUGAAGGAAAUGGAGAAAGCUACGGACGAGGCACGUCUCCUCCUCAAGUGGUCCUUGGUUAAGCUAAAGGGAAAGUCCCUGAAAAAACACCUUCACUUCCCGCGCAAGGUCUCCAGCGACUCGCUAGACCAGCUGGCCACUGGCGCCUCUCUCGCCGGCGGCAGCGCCGGCACGCCAGUGCAGGGAGCAGCGGGGGCAUUCCUGGCACUCACGAGUCCCCUCUCACCUCGCAAGGCGCACUCGGCCAUGUGCAGGGUGUCGGCGAGCGGCAGCCAGCUGAGCAUCGAGGGAGCAAUGGACAGCGCGGCAGGGCAGCUGUUCUUCCCGUCCAGCCUGCAACGCUCCAUGUCCAUGGUUCCCACUCGUUCCUACGCACUGCCCACUGACAGCGGAUUGAUGGGGUCACCUACGGGCUUGGCAGGACGUGGUGAACUUUGCAGAGCAAUGUCAUGUCCUGAGCUACUCCUGCACCAGUCUAAACACGUCACCGAGCUGGUCGAGAGCGCGCUGAAUGCUCUGACUACUGGCGGCCCUGGCACUGGCUCGUGUCUGGAGAUUCCAGGCCUGUGUGGUGAUCUCAGUGACAUAGGCGUCGGCAUGGCCAGCCCGACAACUGCUAAUGAGAACUCCGACGGGAACAGUCGGCCCGGCAGCAGUGGUGCGCACAGUAACUUCAGCGACGACGACAGCGGCAUCGACAGCAGGAGCUCCUCGGCAAAGGCCAAGGCAGCGGGCAGUAAAGUCGUCGACGGCAUCGCCUCGCCAGUGCUGCAUGACAUCGCCCGUGGUCGUCCGUCGCUCGAAAAGGCCAAGAAAGCGAAGAUGAAGAACCUUCACCGCUUCUUCCAGCGUGUUGGUACAGAUUCGAAGAAGAAAUCGCUGGAGCUGCCUACUCCCACUGUGAAGCGAUGCGUGUCCGACACGACAAUUUCCAAACAAAAAUAUGCUAUGAAGGAGCUGGAAGAUGCAAUCAAUGAUGACCGCCUCCUGAUGAAGUGGAAUGCUGUGAAGCUGAAAGGAAAGAGCUUGAGGAAGCAUAUUAUGCCACGCGUAUUCCACGGCUCCGCCACCAACAGCAAGGACACGAGCGUGCGUCACUCGAUAACGUCCAGCAUCUCUCAGAGCUCGCUGAGCACGCUGGAAUCGAUCACGUCCAUGAUGUCGCUCAAGAACAUCGCCUUCAACCGGAGAUCGUCGCCCACGCUAUCCUGCACCCUCGCAGAACAGUCCGACGGCGACGCCGUUGAGCUCAGUCUCUCCGAGCACGACCAGCGCUGCGGCAGCGGACGCGUUGCGUCCGUGUUCUUGCGCCAUCGGUCGAUGGGCACGCUCGACCCGGGCAGCCUGUCGGCCGCUGCCACCGGUAUGUCUUCCUGUGAGUUGUCGUCGGCGACAGCUCCCACGUCUCUUGGCGAGUUUGAGCGGCCUAGCCGUGCCAGUGUGUGUCGAGCCAUGUCGUGUCCGGAGAUUCUGCUGCACAGCAACGACCUGAAGACGGACAUUGUCGACGAAACGUUCAUUGCAUGGGUACGCACGGCUGCGAACAGCCAGGAAUCGGACUCCGAGUGCGAGGAAGACACCGCCUGUGUUGGCGGUGCGGUCGAGACGGGCAGCGUGUCCUCGUCUUCUUCGUGCACCGUUGUGUCAGAGUCGAGUGCGGCCGAGGAGAGCAAGGCGGCCAAGCGCUCCUCCCUGAACCAGGCCAAGAAGAACCUGCAUCGCAUCUUCCUCAGACGCAAAUCAACAUCGGAGAGUGUACGAGACAAGCCGUUACAGUUGGCGGACACGGCGCAUAUUUCUGUGGACAUCUCGCCCGACGAGGUGGACGGGCUACCAGCGCUGGAAGACAGCAACGACAGCCUACAGGACAUACUCAUGUCACCGAACGAAUCCCAGCAGCUCGGCUGCUUCGACGGUGGCGGCUCGCAGAGGAACAUAUCGAUGUCGUCGGACUCUGGCAGCAUGGAUGGCGACACGAUAAGCACUGCCAGCAGUCCCGCGUGUAUUGAGUCACAUUCGCGGCGAAAAGCGAGAUCGCUCAACCAGGCGCUCAAAGUGCUCCGGCCCAAGUCUCGUGGAAGGACACCGCCACGAGCAGUUGAUAGCCAGGAGUGUGAGGAGAACAAUGACCGGAUACCCAGCCCACCGUUGGUUUCACCCACGGGCUAUUCUGAUGCCCCGGCCGUUGUCACUGCAGCACCCUCGCAGUCCACAGGGCUGUUCAACGCACUCAAGAAACGAUCUGGCAAUCCACUAAAGAGCCGUUCAGCAUUCAAGCAGUACGGCAGUGGACUAUCACAACCCGUGCAGAGAAUGAGUGUGGGCUCACUGUCGGAUGGCAGUAUCGAUGGUGUCAUACACUCCGACUCCACGCCCAACUUGCCCUCGUCGACAACGUCAUCUCGCUCGUCCUCGCCCGUUCGGCAAACGUCCUCCGACGUACAAAAAGAGCGUGCGCUGAGCGAAAGCACACCUCGGCAUACCCGCUCACGCCAGGAUAGCCUGUCCUCGUCCGGUGAGGGCUCGCAGAAGAGCACGCGUAGCAGAGGGAUCAGCCCGCUGGUGCGCGUCAGUAAAGUCUUCCAGGACAAGGAGAAAACCAAGGACAAGGAGAGGGAGAAGUCGGGCAGCUGCAAGGAAAAGUCCAAGGACGCCGACAAGAAGAAGCUCAAAGAGAAGAACUGACCGGAGUGUGCCGGCGGCAUGGCAGACACUCUCGACAAACGCUACUGAUCUUCUGUUGUGCAGCUUCGUCGACGGCACCAGCACGGCAUCCGGGUGAGAGUGUCGCACUCAGCCAUGCGCACAAGUUGCCUCUGUAAAGAAACUUAACCUUGAUCAUAUGCUCGCUGUACACACGCAGUUCACCCUUUCUCCCUAUCCCUUUUGCUAUGCUCUUGUCUUGUAUGCAUUGCAUACAGGAGCAAAGACAUCAAAGGUGAAACCCCCUCCGUAUCGUGGCCCUGUUGAGAAAUUAUUUGUUUCUAUUUUCAUCCUACCCCCCCCCUCCUCACCACCAUGCCUUCAGUUGACAAGUAUUCACCUGCCUCGCACCCCUCCCUCCCCCACCCCCAUCUAACUUCCAGGCAUGCAUGAACUCUAUUGCCCGUGGUUUCUGAUCUUCCUGUCUCAC